AUGAGAACCGGCAAAGGAAACCAAGAGGAAGAAGAUUACGGUGAAGAAGAGUUCGGUUCAAAACGUGAAGGUCCUUCUUCAAACAACAGUAAUUCCGCCGCGAACAGAGAUGCAAAGGAAAAUGAUAAGGCUAGUGCGAUACGUUCUAAACAUUCGGUCACAGAGCAACGGAGAAGAAGCAAAAUCAAUGAAAGAUUUCAGAUAUUGAGAGAACUAAUUCCCAACAGUGAACAAAAAAGAGAUACAGCUUCUUUCCUUUUAGAGGUGAUAGAUUAUGUCCAGUAUUUACAAGAGAAGGUGCAAAAGUAUGAAGGAUCAUAUCCAGGAUGGAGUCAGGAGCCAACAAAGUUGACACCAUGGAGGAAUAAUCACUGGCGAGUUCAGAGUUUGGCGAACCACCCAGUAGCUAUAAAUAAUGGAUCUGGUCCAGUGAUACCAUUUCCUGGAAAGUUUGAAGAAAACAUAGUGGCCUCAGCACCUGCAAUAGUUACAGAAAUUCAAAACCCGGUUGAAUCUGACAAAGGAAGAGCUAUAAUUUGCAAACCGAUAGACAGUCAACCUGAGUUAGAUGACAAGGGAUUACCACCUGUACAACCAAUCCCUACAUUGGUACACGGUGAACAAGCUUUUAAUGAAUGCCCUGCAACAAGUAAUGGGCUAGGGCAAAGUAAUGACAUGGUUAUCGAAGGUGGAACCAUUAGCAUCUCUAGUGUCUACUCGCAUGAGUUAUUGAGCUCGUUAACACAAGCACUUCAGAACGCAGGAAUUGAUCUGUCGCAUGCUAAACUUUCUGUGCAGAUUGAUCUUGGGAAGCGAGCGAAUCAAGGACUUCCUCAUGACGAACCAUCAAGUAAGAAUCCAUUAUCAUCUGACAUUGAAGGCGCCACACAAGCAAGGGAUCCAAGUGUUGAGGAAGAAUCCGAUCAUUCGCAUAAGCGAAUGAAAACAUUGUGA
Molecule: messenger RNA, 954 nt
Organism: Arabis nemorensis
Lineage: Eukaryota; Viridiplantae; Streptophyta; Magnoliopsida; Brassicales; Brassicaceae
Source: the annotation of a GenBank genome assembly